AUGGAUAGCCAAAAUGGGUUUCUCUCAAGCCUCGCUGUCGGCUCAACCUUGACUCCCAAUCUCGAUAUCCUCUCUCGCUAUGCCGGCCUCUCCCCUCCCUCCCCGAUCGAGACGCUCAAAGCUCCUUCGCCGAUCGACUAUGAAUCCUCAACAACCGUUGAACAUCACAGUGCUGCACGCGCGUUCCUCGUGAGAGCACGAACCAGCGAUGCAGGCUACCGUCCACCAGACCAACAGAAGAGACAUCUCUUGCGCGUCCCGAGCCGAAGAAGCUUGAAGCUGAAUGAAGAGAGAUGGACUUUUACAAAACAUGAGGUCGGAAAGGCUCUCAAUGACCUUCUUUGUAUGGCUCCAUUGCCUGAUGUGCAAGUAGCGCACGCAGUGCUUGCUUCUGUACACGUCGACUCGCUGGAUGAGCUGUGGGAGCACUUCAAAGACAGCAAGCUACAAAAGAGGCAAUCCAGCAUUUUUCGCCGCUCAACUUCUUCAAACAGUGGAUUGUCUAAUUGGCUGAGUACCGUCACGGGCCAGGAAAACAUACCGUAUAUCCAUCUACUGUGCCACUAUAACGCAGGGCCCAUCCUGUUGAAUCAAGCCUUUGUAAUUGCGCUCGCCAAGCGCAGCAUUCCCUCAAUGGAGCUCCUUCUAAGCUUUGGAGCGUGCAUCUUACCCAUCUGCAAAGAUUAUGUGCGACCAUUUGUUGCCAAGAACGAUGUCGAUGUUGUAAAGCUUUUGCUUUCGGCUCCAAAGGGUAUGAACGUCGAGGACUGGCAAUAUUCCCUGGAAGCAAAUAUCGAAGGGGCUCCCCUGGGUAAAUGCGAAACAAGCAUUCUGCUUCAAUGCAUCCAUCAUCGGCCAGAGAUUGCAACUGGGGAAUAUCUUCUCAAAGCCAUCGAUGCGAACAAUGUUGGCGCCGUCGCUGUUCUUCUUUCAUACCUGUCCACUCGAACCUCCAUGAUGCCUCCCAUGUUUCCCGUUCAGAGCUUUAGUAUUGCAUCUUUCUUAAGCACAACAGGAAACGGAGCCGAGCAUGAAAAUGUUGCCAUACAGGCAUGCGAGCGCAUAUCAGGAAACCCCGAUUACGAGACAAGAUAUAGGCUCUACUGCCUUCUGAAUGAAGCAAAUCUUCUGAGAGAUGUACACGCCCUUCGGCAGGAGAUGUCCAAUAGCGUCAUGGCCAAAAGAACCCCUAUGAUCAACCUCCUGAUCAAAGCCGGAGUGCGCCCAUCUAUCGAAGAGGCUGUAUCCGUAAUGGACUUUUCCAUUCUCGGAAUAAUGCUUGCCGCCUUCAGAGGAAGAGACGACGUUCCAAAUCUCCUGUCACUUGUCCGGUUCGAUGCUUCAGAGGACGUGAUGCUUCGUUUUCUGGGUAUGUUGAGUGCAAAUCACAUACACUGUGGAGGACAAUCACUGGAUCAAAGGUUAAUCGAAGCGAUUUCCAAAAGUCAUCAUCGUACUGUCGAUGCAUUCCAGAAAAUGGGUGCAACCAUCACGUACAAGUCCAUCCAAAUGGCACUCAGCUUUGCUGAUGUCGAGAUGCUGAGGAUCCUGCUACAAGGAGAUAUCAGUGACGAGGAGCUUUCUCCUGCACUAUCAGACGCAAUGAAGAUUACAGAUCCAUCAAUUCGACGCAUGGCUGUCAAAAUGCUCGCUGAUAAAGGCGUAUGGAAAGAAGCCCUGCUUGAACAACUAUGUCUUAUCAUUCAAUGUCCAGACCCCGAUCUGAAGCUCCUCAAGAUUAUACUCCAAUAUAAGCUCCCUCUGCAUGGGAAAGACGGCACGUUGAAUGUAAUCCACAUCGCUAUUCACAGAGCAUCUCUCACAGUGAUAGAGCUUCUCUGGAAAUCCUAUCCCCACCCGGCGUCCAUAUCAGAAGUCCUCCCAAAGGCUUUUUCGCGCAUCGCAGAAGACGGCGGGACCCUCACCCAUGAUAUCAUCCAGUUCCUUCUCAAGAAUGGUGUGAAGGGAGUAGGACUUGAUAAGACGCUUCUGGUAGCUGCUGGGUCCAAGAGCCCUCGUACAUUGGAUAUCAUUCGUUUGCUGCUCAAGCAUGGUGCAGAUGCGAACUAUAACCACGGCAAUGCUUACGCAGCUACAUUGAACGAUUACGCUAGGCUCGAGGUUCUUUGCAAAGCCUGUCCAGUAAAUGAAGCUGUCGUCAAGGGACUUCUUCCGUCGUUACUUGAGGUGAGUACUGCCAAGACACAGACAUUGGAGCUAGUGCUGCAGGCAUCGAAUGGAUCAGCGAUAGACUUUACAGAGGUACCAAACUUAUUGGAAGGCCAUCCAAACAUGGCAGCCAUUGUUCCAUGUCUUAUGAAGCAUGGUCUUGAUAUAAACCUUCAGAAAGGGGUGAUCAUACAGUUUGCCGUGGAGAAGAGCGACGUGCGGCUGUUGAAGACUUUGCUCUCCGUUAACAUGUCGACCAAUUCUCUCAAGACUGGGUUCACAGCUACAAAGAAGACUAAGGUUCGAGAAGCGAGGCUUGAUAUGAUGAGACUCCUCCUCGAUAAGGCUGGUGACGCGGAAAUUGGUCAGUCUGAAGUGCUAUACGACGAAACACUGGAAGCUUUAUCGAAGUCAGGAGACGACAGAGGCUUCAAGAUCCUUCUUGCCCACAAGCCACUUGUUAGCACCAAAUCCCUUGGUAUUGCGGCUGCGAUCUCUUCAAGGUCCACGACUAUUUUAGAGAUGCUUCUUUCACGUCAACCAAGCGGGGAUUCUAUCAGCACGGCUUGCAUUGCGGCAUUUAGAUCGCCCAAGUUAAACGAUGAUCAGAAAGAAUCUGUCCUAGGGUUGUUACUAGAUGCCAAGCCAGGUCUCACGAAGGAUGAAACUUCCAGCCUAUUGCGUGCCAUGGUAGAGCAGUAUGGAGACUCCACGCUGGUUCCACUGAUGCUCAUCAAACGUGGCGUAGAAGUCACGGAGGCUCACCUCAAGGCGACUUUCACCUCAAGUAGCAAAGAGUUGUUCACACUUCUAGUUCAAGAAGUGAAGCCCGCCAAUACUGUCAAUGAGUGCUUUGCUCAAGCAGUAUCCUCCGCCUUGACGGUCGAGAGGCGUCGCUGGAUUUACGAUGCCCUUCUCAAUACUGGAAAGGUUUCAACUACUACUGCCUCGGCAGCGCUCAUCAUAUCACUUAACGAGGGGACACCUGACGUGGGACUAGUAAAGCUGUUACUAAAACAUGGUGCUGAUGUGAAGUUGAAGGAAUUCCUUCCUCUGAAAUUGGCUUUCAAACUCAAAUCGGCUGAAAUUACCGAGAUACUCAUCCAAUCUAUCAAGGACGAUAAUACUGCUGCUGCAGCGUUCGACCUGGUACGAACCUGGACGGCGAUGAAGCCAGCGUUCAGAGUCAGGGUAUAUACUUGUCUUCUCAAACACAAAAUCACCGAGGAAAAGCUCACACUAGCUCUUGUCGACACGUUGAAGAAUGCUCCGGACAUGGAUACCAUGAAACUGCUACUUGAACGAGGAGCAGUCCCAAGUGCAGACGGCGCCAAGUGUUUUGUCCUAGCUUGCAAAGUGGGAAAUGAAGCCGCUCUCAGAAUCAUGUGUCAAUAUGCGAAUGUUGACGCAGUGACUCUAGCUCUAAUUGAGCACUGCUCCAAAGAAAAGGAGGUCGUCAUAUGGCUGAAGACUUGCAUGUCCGAAUUAAGCAAAGCUCAUCUUAAAGACACGAAUCUCCUAUACAGGGCCAUGGCCAAGUUCCCCGAGGGAGGGACUCUAGUACAAACGCUGCUUCAUUACGGGGUGUCAGCAGGGACGAUGAAAUCAGCAUCGUUAUGCAAACAGUGGAAACGUGAGCCGGUUACACCUUUGCUUUGGGGGCUCAUAUCGGACUUGCAGAUAUCGAACAGAACCCUGCUAGCUCUCGUCGCCAAGGGAGAUGAUGCAAAUUUGUUGUACUCGACACCCAGCUCCCAGGUAUCAGCUGCUUUCGCCUGUAUGCUCGACCCCAAACGCAACCCCGUUCUCGAAUCUCUCCUCAAAUUACAUGGCAAAGACAUAAGAAUGUCUGUUAUUCCAGGGCGUUCAUUCUCCUACCUAAGUCAGAAACCUAAAACACCAGAUCCCACGAAACUCAUGACGUCCGACCUGCCCUUAAGCGAUGCGGCUCUUUAUCUAGGGAACCUAAAAGCCUACAUUUCCCUAGGUGGUGGUAAAGAUGUAAACAAUGGGUCACUACACACGGCUGCUUUGCUCGCGCUGCCAGAAUUUGUCCGGUGGCUGCUACAAUGGCACAGCGCAGAUCUCGAGCACGAGGCAUUUGGGAUGAUGAUUCCUCUCGUGGUAGCGUGUCGUUCUGAGGCACGCCCUUGGUGUAGGGUUGCCAACGCUGAGGGUACUUUCGAGAAGCGGAGGGUAAAGACCAUGCAGCUGCUUGCUAAAAAGACGGAUCUGGCUUGGCGAAAUAGACGAAGGAGUGUGCUACAUUUCGCCAUAGAGGAAGGACCAAAUGCGCUGCAAGCUAUGCUAGAAGCUCUUGAUGUAGCGCACGAUGCGCGGCGUAACGAGCGGUAUCUAUACACGGACCGAGAAGGUAUCGUAUACUCCCUCAGCUACUACAUCAGCCAUCUCUUGCACCCGGAAAACAAGGAUACUAAAACCCUGAAAAUGAUCCAAUUGCUGCGCGGCACCGGUAAGCUGAAGGACAUCAUGUAUCGACCUGAGGAACCAGGUCCUGGAGUUGAACAGCCGGUUGGGUUCUGUGGGAUGCCGCCAGACCUUGAGAGGAAGUGGCAUGCUUAUAAUGAUUAUGAUUCUGUGUAUUAG
Messenger RNA from Fusarium subglutinans, 4776 nucleotides. RefSeq lists its product as uncharacterized. The coding region runs from base 1 to 4776 and encodes 1591 amino acids. Gene Ontology annotation, molecular function: protein binding. NCBI's taxonomy places the organism in Eukaryota, Fungi, Ascomycota, Sordariomycetes, Hypocreales, Nectriaceae. The transcript is spliced from 2 exons. The record is from RefSeq and is a predicted model, not a curated record.